CAACACUACUAUAUAACAAAUAAUUUGAGUGAGGAUGAAGCUUUUAACGCAUAACAUGAUGAGGUCGCAUUGUAAAGGCGUGGUUAACGGAUUUCCUCUGAAACUUUCAUCUACUCAGGUCGAUGUGAAAGAAAUCGAAUUUAACGCAGAUUUUGUAAACCGAAUGUUAUCUCGGUUAGAGUGGUCAGCAUUAGUUGAAAUAGCUAACCAGCUGGGUGUUGGAGAUGGUCUACCUGAAAUGCUUCCUGAGGAACACAAAUUUGAUGAUGAGGACGUUUUGAAAAAGAUACAUCAUGUUUUGUUGGAGGUUGAAGUAAUCGAAGGAGAACUGGAAUGCCCUGAAACGGGUCGGAAGUUCCCGAUCAGUAGAGGUAUUCCAGAUAUGCGGUUAAACGAAGACGAAUAAAUUCCUGACUCCCUCCUCACUCUUUCUUGUCGGGGAAAUUGGAAGAAGUUUGAAUUCUGGGAUGAUUUUACUUUGACUACACAUGAUCUAUUUAAUAAUUUAUUUCUUUUUAUAUCUUGAGAUUGGAAAUUAUUUUAACUCAGUAACUUCAGUUUUAUCAUACUCACAAAUGACAAA
This is a messenger RNA of Bolinopsis microptera, 583 nucleotides long. Its product is annotated as multifunctional methyltransferase subunit TRM112-like protein. Gene Ontology annotation, molecular function: protein heterodimerization activity. The record is from RefSeq and is a predicted model, not a curated record. NCBI's taxonomy places the organism in Eukaryota, Metazoa, Ctenophora, Tentaculata, Lobata, Bolinopsidae. Gene Ontology annotation, biological process: peptidyl-glutamine methylation; tRNA methylation; rRNA (guanine-N7)-methylation. Bases 35 to 406 code for a protein of 123 amino acids. The transcript has 4 exons.